This is a messenger RNA of Lytechinus pictus (painted urchin), 3006 nucleotides long. RefSeq lists its product as uncharacterized. The record is from RefSeq and is a predicted model, not a curated record. The transcript has 13 exons. Gene Ontology annotation, biological process: lipid metabolic process. Lineage: Eukaryota; Metazoa; Echinodermata; Echinoidea; Temnopleuroida; Toxopneustidae. Gene Ontology annotation, molecular function: phosphoric diester hydrolase activity. Bases 423 to 1853 code for a protein of 476 amino acids.
ACCUGAAUGUACAAUAUUUCACGUAUAUACAUGUAUAACAAACGCUUGACACGUUAGUCUACAUGAAUUACUUGCGAUCAUUAAAACCCUGGAUAUUAUUUUUAGAGGAAUUUUGACAUGUUCAUCAAAAUAUCAAAUUAUAGAUGUAUCGGAAGUUUAGGAAUUAAAAUGGAACAGCAAGUGCCACGCGAGAAAUCGACAUUUUAAUUGCAUGAAAAUUGGCUUGUCUGUGUUAACACCAUUCAGCGGUCAUCGAUUUUUUUUUCAUCAUUAAUUUAUUUGCUCAAUCAGUCUCUGAUAAUUUUCAGAUGAUAAUCGUUUUCAUUUACUGACACUUCGACGGAAAAUUGGCCUGUGUGAAAUUCAAAUUGCUUUGAAAGUUCAAACUGGAUUAUUGUUGAGAAGGUAUAGAAAUUUGAAUUAUGGAGAUCAAAUUGUUACCUUUGUUUUCUACUCUAAGCCUCAUACAGGUUCUGGUCGGUGUAACCCAUGGAGCGGAGUGCAUUGGACUUAGCGCGGACGUCGUGUGUGAGUGUGAUGGAUAUGGACGUUGUAAGAAAGGAACUCUUGAGAUCGACCCGUGGAUGCAGUUUGCUCUUAAAACUCAGCGAGAAAUCCAGAUUGAUAUUCCAGUAGACCGGAUGCAAAUCUUCGAUGCUCACAAUGCAUACAACAAUCGAGCUUAUGGACUCGCUUAUGGAGCCAAUGAUACAUGUCAAUGGCCGCCUCCAUAUGAUAAUGUAUGCUUGGGAUUGGCCAAUCAUGAAUUCAGUAUCAUCGACAUGCUGAACAUGGGAGUUAGAGCUGUUGAAAUAGACAACUGGUACUGCGAUGGAGAGAUGCGGAUUGCUCAUUUAGGAACACCGCUUGCCAUUGGCUGCGGAGAGUUCAACGUUCUCUUUUCUGACGUCAUAGCAGACAUUGGCCAGUGGAUGCAAGAACCUGGAAAUGAGAAUGAGUUCAUUCAAAUCUAUAUCAAUGAAAAAUAUGACCAGGGAAAUGAUGCUGAAGUCAAUGGUCCAAUGGAACGUUAUUUUGGCCAUGAUGCCAUCCUGAGUCCUGCUGACCUGAGAAAUACUUACAACGGAGUUUGGCCAACACUCAGACGGAUGAGAGAGGAUGGUAAGCGUGUAGUAGUAGUAAGCGGAGGUGACACAUUACACCAAGGUAAAUACAUCCAUGUGAAGGGAUGCGACGGGUCAGGAUCAAAUCAGUUCACAAAUUAUCCACAGUGUGGUGGCAAAACGGAAACCAACUGCAAGAGAUUUCGCGGUGAUGCCACCCAUUACGUAUUCAAUGUCAUCUACGACGGGCCCACUGCGACCGGUGCCAUCACCGAUCUGAGUGAGAUGGUGAAAUGCCGCAUCAAUCUCCCAGCUACAGACAUGGUCACCCCACAGCUCAUGAAGACUGCGGUCUAUACGUGGGCCUAUGGAGAACCAUCAAUACCGCUCGAUGAAGAUUCUUGCGUGAUGCUUAACCAUGAAGACUUUCGUUGGUAUACGUCUGCAGAUUGCGACCAAUCUUUAAGCUACGCGUGUCAAAGUUCAACCGACCCAAAUGACUGGAUGGUGAGCGAAUCAACGGGUCCUUAUGACGUCACUCGAGAACUGUGCCCCAUUGGCUACAAGUUUAGCGUGCCACAUAAUGGAUUUCGACAAGAGAAGCUAAAAGAAGUCAUGAAUGGUGCUUCAGUGUGGCUGAACUUCACGCCUUGGCUAACGGGCGACUUCCCCAUCACAGAAACUCCUCCAACCGACCCCACCUUCAACUCGGCAAACAUCAUCAAACCCACCUGGACAAAAUAUUUAGUCUUAUUUCUUAUCUUAUUACUUGGCUUUAUGAAUUACUAAUAAAAGCAGCGUCAGUCUGAAACGUCAGUUGAGUUAGCAAAAUUGUAAUAAUGUCAUCUAUUUUAUGUAAAACAGGGAAAACCUCUUGGAGAGUUUUGCAUUUACUUCUAAAAAAAAAAAAAAAACGAAAAACGUCAUGUGCAUAAUUGGCUUUGAGACCUGCAUUCAAUAGGCCUAUUUCAGAAUUUAUAUAUGCUGGUUUUGUAGACUCUCAUAAUUUUUCAACCAAGCUGAAAAGUUGGUUCAAAAUAUAACAACUGUUGCUAGAUAAAUUAAUCUCGAUUCAUUUUGCAUAAAAAUUUGCUUUAACCAACAGCUGAUAGGUUCAUAUUAUUAACAACUUAUGCGUUGGUUAGUAAAAUUCAGAGGGAGUACAUUUUUUUGUUAAGGGCAAUUCCAUAAAAUAAGCAGCCUUUUUGUACAUUCGAGCCUCCCUUUUUUCUUCAGUUUUACUUCAUUUCAUAAACUGACCAAGUCAUCGUCAUUUGACAGCAUUACAGACUGUCAUAAGAACCAGAAAUCAGAGACAGAAAAUUUCAUGAAGGUCUCGCAUACAUGGGAUCGGGAGUACAUAUUUUAUGGAAUUGCUCUUAAGCUAAGAUAAUAACCACACACAUUUCUUCAUUUUUCUAACUACUGGAUUUAAAAACCAACGCUAAACAUUCAAAUCAAGUAAUAUACAUUAUUUCAAAUUCAUUUCAUGUUUAUAGUAUAUUGAUUUGUAAACAAAAAACAUUUUAAGUAACUGGACUAUUAAACUUGAUUUGAAAUGACUUAAAAUAAAAUAAAAUGGAAAAAAAAGUAAAUUAUGCUGCCCAAAGUAAAACUAAAUAUUUGUGUAACUUUACUGUAUUUUUAUCCGGUCGCGUCAAGAUUUGUCUUCAUGUUUUAAUUCACAGACGUAUAUUUCCUGGAAUUAAGAUGAUAAUACCGCCAUAAGCAAGAAAACCAAGUUGAUCAAAACUCUUAAGCAUGUUUGUUUGCAUCUGGUGGUGAGCCUUAAAAAAACAAUAUCUCUAAUAUCAUAAAACCUUGCACAUUAUUUUACGAGGAUUCCUCUCAUUCUUGUUUGGGGGAAAAUUAAUUUUCCAGUGAUAUCGCAUUCGAAUGAUGAUCAAAUCAUUUAAAUUAAAUAUUAGAAAUUUGAUUGGAA